AUGUCAUCUCUAACACAAGAACAACUACACAUUUACCCGGAAGUAAGGGUGAUAUUCUCUAAACUGGUCGUUCAAUUUGAAAGACCACCAUGUGAAUCACUUCUUGUCAUGUCCACAUGGUUAUGGCUUGAAAAUGUUGGUUGUGAAAACAUUUUCCCAACCAUCUCUAAUCUUCCAGAUGAUCUCCUUGUAACUUUUGCUAACGAAGCUGUCACCUGCUUCCAAUGCCUUGAGUCCCCUGAACCCCCGAAUGGCUCGAUCAACAAGAUCCCUCUCACUUCAAGCUCUAUAAACAUCUCACUUCCCGAUAUCUACCAAAAUCGAUGCGAAGCCAUUGCUGGAAUCAAAACUAUUUUAACCACCAUUUGUUCUAGAAUUUUUACCGACAUCCUUACACAAGUUGUUCCAUAUACUCCACCACCAUACAAUGUCCCCGGGCUCCAGCACCCUCUGAUGAUACCAGGCUUCCCGCAUCCGACUUUCGGAAACAUCAACGUCAUGCCUGAUGCCCCCAACAACACCGCACUCAUCUUGCCAACUGAUCCUUGGGAUUGGAACGAUCACUGCAUGGAAAGUGAGAACCACCGAACCUUGUUUUUAACGUUUUCUCGUGGCUUUCCUGUGUCGAAGGCCGAAGUUAAGGAGUUUUUCACCAGCACGUUUGGAGAAAAGUGUGUUGAAGGCGUCUACAUGCGAGGAAACAAUCAAUCACUGUGUGCAAAGUUGGUUUUGGACUCGGUCGUUACUAAGGAUCGUGUGCUACAAGGUCGCCAGAAAGAAAAGUUUACGAUCAAUAAUAAUAGGGUUACAAAAACCAUUUGGGCUAGUAAGUACGAGGAAAAGAAGAGCGGACGUCGUACUUAA
This is a messenger RNA of Eruca vesicaria subsp. sativa (arugula), 864 nucleotides long. Lineage: Eukaryota; Viridiplantae; Streptophyta; Magnoliopsida; Brassicales; Brassicaceae. The record is from the annotation of a GenBank genome assembly.